GUUUACCGCGUUGAAUUAUUGUGUUUAUAAUUGAUAACGUUAUUGGUACUAUUUGUAUUUUUUUAAAUUGUUCAUCUAAUCCAGUUUUUGUUGACACAUUUAUUUAAUAAACACAUGUCAUUUUACUUGUUAAGUCAUGGCAGACACACAGGCCAACAGCACUCUCGGAGAUCUCUUGGAAAGUAUAAGGGAUUAUGAUCUGAACAAGAGGACCUAUGCUGCAAUACUUAAACACUUAGAGGCAGAAAAUCGCCUUAAUUCAUCAGAUUUUGAAAAACUAUUAAAACUCUGCCUAAAUGAAUACAACAAAAAAAAUAUAUUUGCCAUUUCAAGCUUAAAAAUCUUAUUAAGUAUUUUAAAGAAAGUAGACAAGGAACACAACAAUUCAUCAGGAUUAUUAGCAUUAUUAGUAGCAGUCUUGAAUAAUCUCAAAACAAAUGCCAGUCUUGUUAAAAUAACUGCUUUAAAAGCAUUAUGUUUUGAAAUUGUUUUAUCAUUUCCUGAUAAAUGUUUGAUAACGGCAGUAGAUGAAUAUGCCAAUGAAUUUUAUAUUGUUAUGGAACAAUAUAGCCUGGAAUCAUCAGUUGAACUAGUAGAACAAAUUAUAAUAUUAACAUUGAAACUGUUACAAAUUUUGCCUGCUGCAAAAAAAAGGAAAUUUAUUGGAGAUGGGAUAAAUACCUGGUUUUCAAGCCUCAUACCAACUAUUUUUAACAUAGCAAAAGAUAACUCUUCAGGAUUAAAUGCAGCACUGGAGUUAUUAGGGGUUUUAUCAAAAGAACUUCAACCAGAGGACUAUGUUGAAAAUAAACAUUUUAAGACUUUCCUCUCAAACCUACCUUCAGAAUAUGUGUCAAUAAUCUGCAAUAUAUUAAAUGAAGGCAGAGAUCAUUGGGCUCCCCUAUGGAUUGCUAUGAUCAAUCUAUUGAAAGUUAACAUAACGGCUUCCACCCUCAAUGCCUUGUUACAAGUGGCAGAAAAUGCUUUCAAAAACAACCCAAAGAACAGAAGUUUGGCAUUCGAGUGCUGGAACUAUUUUAUAGAUAAUUUUUCUUCACAGAGUCAAAGAAUUUUAAACAGAAGAAUUAAGCUUCUCGCGGUUCCUCUUCUUUCUUUCAAUGCCAAGUUCGAGGAGACUGCUUUUGCAAAACUCGGCACUUGGUGGCAUUUUAUCGUCAGACUGUAUGACAAAUGUGACCUUGUAACCGACUACAUUCAACCGUUUCUGACGUUUUGCUUUGGAUCUCCGCCGCCGUCGAACCAACAGCCGGCUCCUGGAAUGUUUUCCAGACGCACUAAGAUGGCGGGCCUCCAAGCUUUCGCAAAUAUUCUGGGCCCCUGCGAUUGCCCCUUCCCCGACGAAUUGGAAAGAUUACAGACGGCAGUCAUCACGGGAGAACUUUUAGUCAAAGAAAACAAAAAUUUGUUACACUACUUCAGUGUCGCUUUAGACCUUUGCGUGGAAUUGGAAUCGGAAGAAGGGAAGGGGUAUUUGAUAUGUGCUUGGAAGUCAUUGUUACUUAAAAUAUGCGGUCUCCCGAGCGAAACGUUCAGGAGAGAAGAAAUGUUCAAUGAACUGUUAGACGUUUUAGCGAAAUCCCUUCAGAAAUGCUGUUUCAACACUUCCGAAAUAAUCAUCAACGAAUUGAUUCCCGCUCUUUUUGAGCUCGACGAGGAAACGGCGACAGCGCUCGUGGGCGGCGAGGCCGGCGUCUUCCGCAGAAUUCAAGACAUCUUGGCGGAUUCUUGCAAUAACAAUUUUUAUUUAAGUUGUGACGUCGACAAAACGUCGAAAAAGAUAGGAGCGUUCACGGAUUACGCCACGCGGAACGGCGAGAGAGUGGGUUUGGACAAUUCACUCGAAACGCUUCCGAGUUCGGAAUCGGGAGUGCUCUUGUGGACUUGUUACGUGGAAUCCACGAUUAAAUAUAGAUAUUUUUCAAACUCUCAAUGGAUCGUCGCCCUCGUGAUGUGGCCGAUCAAGCAAAACAUUAUCUCAAACAUAGAAAAAUAUUCGGCGACUUGGAUCACUUUUUAUGACCUUCUCGACGAGGAGAACGUAACAAAUGAAUCGAACACGAAGAUAACUCACUCGGUCAACGACAAACUGUUGUUGUUCCUGUCGGGCAACCGAUCGGCGACCACGCCUCUCAGGCUGACGAGCGUCGUCUCCUUGAUUAAGCAGGAUUUAAACGAGAGAGGAGCGAGCCUUCGGAAACCGGAGCAUUUGACCCUGAAAAUUCUGUCGAAGCAGAUGAGCGACGAACUCAUCAGUCCCACGAUCUAUUGGCAUCUGCUCGACUGCCUGAAGGCGCUCAUCGACGUGUUCGUGCUUCACAAAGACGUCGUCGAAGUCAAAAAGUUGCUGCUCGUCGCGAACACUACUCUGAAGGUGACGCCGAAGAUCCUGUCGACCCUCAAGGCUGAAGAUACCGAUUCGCUUCGUCGCGUGGAAUGUUUCUUGAAAAGUAUUCACAAUCUAAUAAAACUAAACGAAUACUCGAAAUUGAGCGUCAUCAUCGAGGAAGGAAUGAAACGGGUCGCGACCCAUUUGGCAGGUCGGACGUCGGUGCUGUCGAAUCCCGUGAAAAUCAUAUUUUCUUCCUUGAUUUCACACGAAGACAGAGUGAUCAAGAGGCUCGUGAAGAAGAUGUCGCCGGACGACGAGGCCAAAGAGACGACCAGAAAGUCGACGAACUCUAAAGACGGUAAAAAGAGUGUGAACAUCGUGAACACGGUGGUCGAAAACGGAGAGGCGUUCGUCCGGAUCGAAAGCAAUUGGAAAUUUAAUCCAAAAAAAUUAACAGAGCAUCAGAAGGAACAGUUUCAGAGAAAGCGCGAAGAUAUUCCCGCGCUAUAUCAAGAUUUGUCUCAGUCGCAAGACGAAAUCAAACUGAGGACGUGGAAAGCCGACCCCACCGAAACGACCUCUUCCAGCAAAUCCUUCGGAUCCUCCGCCGCCGACAACGUCACGCGGACCGACCCGGCCGUUCCCGAAGUGGUGAAACCCAACGUAUCAGAGUCGGCCGCGCCUAACAAUUCGGACAUCGCCAAAGUGACCCCGAAGAUCAAAGACUCCAACUCUCCACGAGUUCUUCUCAAAGAUCGAGUGACUCGUAACGUUAAGAAUUUAGCGGAGAAAUCCUGUUCGAGAAAAGACGGCGUCAGCCAACUGGUGGUGGUCUGCGAAAAGUUGUCGCCCAUGGCGCCCACCGUGGCGAAACCCAACUCUGAGAACGCGCUCGACUCGGCCGCGUCGGUCUCUUCGACGAAAGAGCAAAUCUGCUCGAACGACAACGUCGCCAAUUCGAAGUCGCCUCUGCCCAUUGCGGCCGACCGACCCUCGCGUAAAAGAAAGCCGCCAAAUAAAUAUAUCAAUGCGAAGAUUUUUGGAUUCACAAGAAGGUCUAACCACAGCACCAAUUCCGCGGAUUCGAUACGGAAUUCUGACCCGUCGCGAAAGAGCUCCGACGACAGUUUAAAAUUGGCAGACGAAACUUCCGGUUUCACCGAUAAAGACCCGUCGCUCGACACCGAGGACGCGCCCCGCGGAGACAAGAGAGAGGUCGCCACGCCGAAAACUGUGAACCAGAGAAACGCAAAGGAGAGCGGCUCAAAGUCGUUUAAAAAGAGUGGCUCAAAGGAAUCACGCAUCAAGAGACUUCUGGCUAUAGAUAUGGUGAAACCGACGGUUUCGAUCGUACGAAUCGACCAAGGCUGUUACGCCACGAGGAACAAAUCCAAAAUGACCCCGGCCAAAAGCACCGACGACGAAGCUGCGACGGAAUGUCGUCCGGCCCCGGACCCCGCCUCCCAAGACGUCAUCGAGAGCUCGCAAGACUCGUCGGUCCCGGCCGUCUCGGUCGUUACGACGAAGAACAGCGCGAACAGAGCGACGUUGUCUCCUCGUGACGAAGAUAGACGUAUUUCGGAUUUCCGGGACAGCUUCGAAGACACCUUGUUGCUGAGCGACGACGAGCGCGACAGCGACUUACCCGAAAACGCUACCGUCCCCGGUCCCAACCUUUCGGCGGAACGAGCGGACUCCGAGGUCUUCGUCGCUCGGACCGAUUUGACGGAAGCGUUAGACACGGAACCCGCGGAUACACAGUGUAUUGCACAUAUCGACGACGGAUUCGGUCCGUCCGAGACUAAUCACUGUUUAGAAUCGAGUACGCAGGACACUGCCGAGGCCGACACUAAACCCGUGAAUUUCACGAUUGACAUAAUCAAAGAGGAAGUUAACGAAUCGUUUUCUUUAAAAGAAAACGAAUCGAAGAAACCGUGCCCGUCGAAUUCCACGAAACACAUCGGCCACGCGGACGCAGAAGUCGCGAGCGCUCCGUUCGUGUCUUCCGUCGACGCGCCACCGACGGCGCAGUCGACCGAACCCGAACCCUCCGAGAGGCGAGACGAGGCCUCUUCUCCUCUCGAAGACGACGAGCGGAGGAGAAGGGACUUCCUGGACGACACUCUGGAUAUAUCUCCGAUCGGGACGAUGAGUCCUCUGAUGCGCGAGAGGACGCCUUCGCCGGAGACGAGCGGCGAUUACGUCGUCGUAAAUCUCACGUCUUCGGUCCUGCUAAACGGAGAACCGGCGGAUCCGGUCGAUUCCCCUGAAGUUUUCACGGAGGACAAACUCUCGCCGGACGCGGGACAUCCGUCGCCUCCCAGAGGAGAGGCGGCCGGGAGCGAGGGCGGCUCCGGCUCGGGAUUUUCUCUGAGGAGGAAGCCGCGAGUGCGGCCGGCCGGAAGGGCGGCGCAAAUGCUGGGCCUCUGCGUCGACGACGCGGACGUGCCGUCGCCGGACGAGACGUCGAGGUCGACGGUGAGGAAUCUCAAGAGGCUCGCGGACGUCGGCAGCUCCGACGAGGCCGACGACGGCGAGCCCUUCCUGCGGCUGGGGCGCGUGUUGCCCGCCGUCGACAGCAGCCCCUGCGGCCCCAUUCUGAAGAGAAAGCGCGCCGUCAUCGCCGAAGACUCCACGCCCUCCCCGGCCGGCAAGGUAGGCCUCCGACGUCGCUCCCCGGACUCGUCCGUUCGACUCUAUCGAGACCGCGAUGUCUGUUUUCAGAGGAAACGCGUCAGCUUCCACGAUCCCCCGGUGUCCACGUCGGUCUGCGUGAAGAAGUACAUCGACCCCUGCGCGCUCCGCUCCCCGCAGGGCGCGUCCCGACGGCCGGACAGACCGGACGGGUCGCUCGUCCGCCUUCUCGGCCAGAGCCCCGCGUCUCAGAGGCGGCUCGACAAGAUUCUCGCCAAAACCGUCGAGAGCAUCCUCUCGGGGUCGUCCGACGUCUCGGACGCGCCCUCCGGACGGACGCCGCCCGCCGAAACCUCGGACCCGAGCGACAUCGGCGACCGAUCGACCGAAUGCGAAGGCUCCGUCGAUAUCGUCGCCUCGGAUCCGUCCUCGCCGGAGAGGCCGCUUCGGACCCGAUCGGAAGUCGACCCGCGGAAGGCCGACGAGGGAAUUCAGAGCGACGUACCCGAGGUCGCGUCGGCGUCCUCUCAGACGGACGACGAGUCCCGCUCGGGGCUAACGUCCCAGACGAAUCCGGACGUCGCUAUGGCCUCGGACGAGAGAGGCCCGGAUGCUUUGAGCGCGACCUUCGUCCGGGGACUGCUGCGAGACAAAGAGAAAAUGGCAGAAUUCGUGGUCAGUUUGCUCCGAGAGAGCUUCGAGACGAAAGACGCCAUCGCCUUUUGGUGCGACAUCUUGAAGACGAUCACCGACGGUGCUUAGACUUUUGGGAAAAUUCAUGCGCGACCGACAAUUAAACAAAUAUUCUUAUUUCAUAAUUUUAAUAUCAAAAUAAUAUAUUUACAGUUUUCAGUCGGCGUUUAGGCAGAAAAUGCGGGUAAUUUUACAAAUUAAACUCAUUCGUGCGGGCCUUUAUAUGCUCCACGAGUCAAAGGUACAUGGCAUCGAAAUUUAUCACAAAAUGUCAACCUUUAAAUUAUGUAUAUAUUUACAAAAUCGACAUUACGACAGACCCACCGAGAUAUAUAUUGGAAUAAUAUAGCAACUGUAUUUUAAAAUAUUAUAAUAUUAUUGUAAAUAUUAAAAUGUGAGUCGACUUUCGAACGUCACCGGUACGUUGAUAAGGUAGCUUAAGGUACAAAUUGACGAAAUAAAUUAUAAAAUUGA
This is a messenger RNA of Pieris rapae (cabbage white), 6151 nucleotides long. RefSeq names its product telomere-associated protein RIF1 (gene Rif1). The coding region runs from base 137 to 5746 and encodes 1869 amino acids. Lineage: Eukaryota; Metazoa; Arthropoda; Insecta; Lepidoptera; Pieridae. The transcript is spliced from 11 exons. The record is from RefSeq and is a predicted model, not a curated record.